Messenger RNA from Suillus subalutaceus, 642 nucleotides. RefSeq lists its product as uncharacterized. The record is from RefSeq and is a predicted model, not a curated record. Lineage: Eukaryota; Fungi; Basidiomycota; Agaricomycetes; Boletales; Suillaceae. Bases 1 to 642 code for a protein of 213 amino acids. The transcript has 6 exons.
AUGUCUAUUGCUGUUGGACGACAUGAAGAUCCCAGCUCAGGACUCGAGCACGAGUCAUAUGUUUAUGACCUCGAGUUUGCUGGCUUGACCAUGUUGUCUGGUUUGCCCACUUUCACCAUCACUUCAUGGGAUAUCUCUCCCUUGGCCCUCAGCCUACAUUGUAUCCCCUUUAUAGCCCACCUGCUGGUCACAAAACUAUGGCUCAAGAAUCAUAUUUCUCUUGUUGCUUACAUGGUGAUGCCCAUUGAACACUUUCCAGUUUUUGAAACAUCUCCGAGUAAUGAAGUCCCUGUUUUUGUGCUUGCUUCCGCCUUUGAAUCUGCCAUGGGUAUGAGGCAAGACUGGCAUCAAUGGGUCAUGCAUGGAGUGUAUCGUCAUGACGGCAUUGCCUGCAAGCACAAGACACAUACAAUAAUUCACCAUGUGGAGUUCCCUGCAGGUUUUUACUCCUCUGUUCCCGAGCUUUACUUUCCGAAUGCUGAUGAUGACAAUAACAAUGUGACCCUAUCGGACAUUUUCUGGCAAGGUCGUUCUGUAGUUGACUCGUCGAUUGCCAUGUCCUGGAAGGAAUCUACCGUCAAUGCUAUGUUGGCUGGUCCUAGUAGUGUUCUCGGCACAAUGCCCGCAGACACACAGGCAUGA